Messenger RNA from Ostertagia ostertagi, 444 nucleotides. The record is from the annotation of a GenBank genome assembly. Lineage: Eukaryota; Metazoa; Nematoda; Chromadorea; Rhabditida; Trichostrongylidae.
AUGCCCAAAUGUGGGGUAUGCUUCAGUAAGGCGGUGAUCGCAUGCGAUUUGGCUAUCCAGCUUGCACCCACUGCUAUGGCUGGCUUGGCUCUGAUACUUACUGAGGCUCUAUCUCGUAUGCAGUCUAAUGCAGUACGCGCAAUACCAAUCAUGGAGUUACUGUCUGACUCUGCAGAGAUUCCUGAGUUCCACAAGUUCUUUCAGGAGAAACAUUUUCGUUCCAUAGUGGAUACAUUGGCUCCUUAUACCAAUGUCCACAAAUUUAAUACAUUCAUAGUGGCGUCGAUACAUCGUGUCAUGAUGCGGUGGUUUUGUCGCGUUCCAGACAAAAUGCGCUAUCGAAUUCAGAGUCAUAUUGAGGAUUCUGUGCGUAUGUCUCCAUAUCUGUCAUUUCCUGACAUCGCUUCAGGUGGAGGUCGGCAACUAAGUGGCGAUGGACGUCAG